Messenger RNA from Solanum tuberosum (potato), 1444 nucleotides. Its product is annotated as protein yippee-like At4g27745. The record is from RefSeq and is a predicted model, not a curated record. The transcript is spliced from 3 exons. Bases 610 to 930 code for a protein of 106 amino acids. Lineage: Eukaryota; Viridiplantae; Streptophyta; Magnoliopsida; Solanales; Solanaceae.
CUAUCAUCAAAAAACAAUUGGCAAAAAUUUCAUCACAAUCAUUAUCAGAAGAAAGGAGUAUAGAGUUGUCGUGUAUCUUGAUGCUCCUCAUUCAUCUUUGUCAUAACUCACCAAACUCCGACACACCUCCUUACCCUACCCCGCACCCACUCCCUCUUCUUUUCUCCUUGAAAUAGGGAAAAGCAACUGAUCAAUCUCCCAUUUGUUGCCAUGAUGACACUAUAAACAGGUUCAAGCUUGAUUCUUUAACUACACCAGAUGAUUUUACUUUCCUUUGAAUUCUAUUAGUAUCUUGGUAUUUUUCAAAUGGUUUUUCUUUAUCUCAACUGGGUUGUGCUCUUUUUCUUCUUUUUUUCUCUGAGAUAAAAAUUGGGUCUUUGAUGCUUAGUCUUGGGUAUGAGUUAAAAAAAUUGGACCUUUGAUGCUUUAGUUUUCCAAAUUAAUUGAUUAUGACUUAAUUGGUUUUUGACAAACUUGAUUUGAUGGUUAUAGUAGCAGAUAUUUAGUCAAAGAGAAAAAGGGUGUGUAGAUAACAAAUUGUGGCUAUUGAAGAUAAAGAGUAUCACAGUUUUUGAGAAAACUGACUGUGUAUAGAAUCUUGAUCAUCAAAUGGCUGAGGUGAUUGGACCUAGAUUGUACAGUUGCUGCAAUUGUAAGAAUGAAGUUGCACUUCAUGAUGACAUUAUUUCUAAGGCUUUUCAGGGAAGAAAUGGUCGAGCAUUUUUGUUCUCUCACGCAAUGAACAUAGUCGUGGGACCAAAAGAGGAUAGGCAUCUCAUGACUGGUCUCCAUACAGUUGCUGAUGUCCAUUGCUGCGACUGUCGUGAGGUGCUUGGCUGGAAAUAUGAACGAGCAUAUGAAGAGGCACAGAAGUACAAGGAAGGAAAGUUCGUACUUGAGAAAUCAAAGAUUGUCAAGGAAAACUGGUAGUAGUCCACUCUGAAUUCUAUGAAAGUGUGUGGAUGCUCCUAUGUACGUACUAUGCUGUUAGAUCAAAUUCUCAUCAAUUCAAAAUGUCGAUUCAUUGCUUAUUACUGUAUAAAUUUCUUAUGUUUGUUGUUCGAUUGGAUUGGAUAUGUUGAACAAUCUUGUGAAUAAUCUAUCUCCAAAAUCAUAAUUUGUAAAUACCACAACAACAACAAUAAACAUACCUUAGCCCUACCUUUGUUGGGUAGAGAGGCUGUUUCCGAUAGAUUAUGAUAUUUGCUUUACUUGGUUUCUGCUAUGGAGUAACUGGAUUCUUCGUCUUGGAUAACACAUUCAUCUGACAAGUCAGCACUGAAUUAUUCAUCUGCAAUCUUGUUUUUGCUCCAUUUUUUAGUGGGCUUCCAUGAGAAGCUAUCAAGUAAUAUGAUGUAUUGUAAAUGGGGAAGACACAACUUGGAAGAUGACAUAGCUGGAGUAAUGAGAAGUCCAUUGAAUUGACCAUAUGACACGAUAAAGA